GUCCAUACAGCUGUCAGCAGCUCAAAACAUUUCCUUUUCAGCUACGACUUCUCAAGCGCAAAAAAUAGACAAGAUGGAGUCCCUCGAAACUGCUCUCCGCAGCAUCCUCACACCGAUCACUCGCAACCUCCCCAAACCCAUCAGCGAUGCAGCAACUCAACUCCUCGGCGACAGCUGCUACCGCAGUCUAGUUCACGACCUCACAAUAACCGACUCGGUCUGCCUCAAGCUCGCCAUCUCCAAAGCCCUGGGCAUCGCCAUCAUCGCCGCAAGCAGCAUAGUAAAAAUCCCUCAACUCAUCAAGCUCAUCAACAGCCAAUCCGCCUCCGGCAUAAGCUUCCUCUCAUACCUCCUCGAGACCGUCAGCUACCUCGUCACACUGGUCUACAAUGUCCGCAACCAGUUCCCGUUCAGCACGUAUGGCGAGACGGCGUUGAUCGCUGUGCAGAAUGUGGCGAUCAGUAUUCUGGUCUUGCAGUUUUCGGGACAAGGGCCUAUGGCUGCGGUUUUCAUUGCUGGAUUGGCGGCUGCGGGGUAUGCGUUGUAUAACGAAGGGGUUGUGAGCCUGGAGAUGUUGCAGUAUUUCCAGGCUGGAGCUGGAUUGUUGGGUGUUGCGAGCAAGUUGCCGCAGAUCAUCACAAUCUUCCGUGAGGGUGGGACAGGGCAAUUGAGUGCUUUUGCGAUCUUCAACUACUUGGCUGGAUCGUUGGCUCGCAUCUUCACUACGUUGCAGGAGGUGGACGAUAAGCUGAUCUUGUACGGGUUCCUGGCUGGGUUCUCCUUGAAUCUAGUGCUUGCUCUGCAAAUGGUCUACUACUGGAACGGCUCGAGCACCAAACAGAAGAAGCUUGAUCCAAGGAGAGAAGGAGCUCCAAGCUAUGCCAAUGUCGUCAAGGCGAGUGGCAGUGAAAAGUCGAAGAAGUCGCCCUCAACCAGGAGACGAGGAUAGAUCGCGCUCGAAAACAAUUUCGAUAAC
Molecule: messenger RNA, 976 nt
Organism: Cercospora beticola
Lineage: Eukaryota; Fungi; Ascomycota; Dothideomycetes; Mycosphaerellales; Mycosphaerellaceae
Source: RefSeq, a predicted model, not a curated record